Perognathus longimembris pacificus (Pacific pocket mouse) is the source of this 1341-nucleotide messenger RNA. It is a transcript of the gene Zfp36l1, whose product is annotated as ZFP36 ring finger protein like 1. Bases 146 to 1162 code for a protein of 338 amino acids. NCBI's taxonomy places the organism in Eukaryota, Metazoa, Chordata, Mammalia, Rodentia, Heteromyidae. The record is from RefSeq and is a predicted model, not a curated record. Gene Ontology annotation, molecular function: metal ion binding; mRNA binding. The transcript has 2 exons.
GCAGCCCGGGAGAGUCAGAAAGGCGAGGGGCCCCGGUAGCAGGCGUGUGGGACUCCCGACCGGAGAGCCGGAGGCUGCGCCUUCCCCGCACCGGGACCUUCACGACACGCCAGAUCCCCGCCCUUGCCCCGUGCGAGCGCCCACGAUGACCACCACACUCGUGUCUGCCACCAUCUUCGACUUGAGCGAAGUUUUAUGCAAGGGUAACAAGAUGCUCAACUACAGUGCUCCCAGCACAGGGGGCUGCCUGCUGGACAGGAAGGCAGUGGGCACCCCGGCUGGUGGAGGUUUCCCGCGGAGGCACUCGGUCACCCUGCCCAGCACCAAGUUCCACCAGAACCAGCUCCUCAGCAACCUCAAGGGCGAACCAGCACCGGCCCUGAGCUCUCGGGACAGCCGCUUCCGAGACCGCUCCUUCUCCGAAGGGGGUGAGCGGCUGCUGCCCACUCAGAAGCAGCCCGGGAGUGGCCAGGUCAACUCCAGUCGCUACAAGACCGAGCUGUGCCGCCCCUUCGAAGAAAACGGCGCUUGUAAGUAUGGAGACAAGUGCCAGUUCGCGCACGGCAUCCACGAGCUCCGCAGCCUGACCCGCCAUCCCAAGUACAAGACCGAGCUGUGUCGCACCUUCCACACCAUCGGCUUUUGCCCCUACGGGCCCCGGUGCCACUUCAUCCACAACGCCGAGGAGCGCCGUGCCCUGGCCGGGGCCCGGGACCUCUCCGCUGACCGUCCUCGCCUCCAGCAUAGCUUUAGCUUUGCCGGGUUUCCCAGUGCCGCUGCCACCGCCGCUGCCACCGGGCUGCUGGACAGCCCCACGUCCAUCACCCCACCCCCCAUCCUGAGCGCCGAUGACCUCCUGGGCUCACCUACCCUGCCCGAUGGCACCAAUAACCCCUUCGCCUUCUCCAGCCAGGAGCUGGCCAGCCUCUUUGCUCCUAGCAUGGGGCUGCCUGGGGGUGGCUCCCCCACCACCUUCCUCUUCCGGCCCAUGUCCGAGUCCCCUCACAUGUUUGACUCUCCCCCCAGCCCUCAGGAUUCUCUCUCGGACCAGGAGGGCUACCUGAGCAGCUCCAGCAGCAGCCACAGUGGCUCAGAUUCCCCCACCUUGGACAACUCGAGACGCCUGCCCAUUUUCAGCAGACUUUCCAUCUCAGAUGACUAAAAAAUCCAGGGUAGGGAGGGACCCCCCCUGCCCCCUCUACUCCCCUUCCUCCUGCACCCACGUCCUAGACCCUCCCCACCCCCUUCCCCACAGCCCUUAACAUUAACAAGGUUAAGCUCAACCCCUUCCCAGAACCUUGGAAUGACCCAUCCUUCUCAUUUACCUUAUCUCCCCCCCCC